This is a messenger RNA of Aptenodytes forsteri (emperor penguin), 6341 nucleotides long. RefSeq names its product polybromo 1 (gene PBRM1). Lineage: Eukaryota; Metazoa; Chordata; Aves; Sphenisciformes; Spheniscidae. The transcript is spliced from 30 exons. Gene Ontology annotation, cellular component: RSC-type complex. The coding region runs from base 56 to 5026 and encodes 1656 amino acids. Gene Ontology annotation, molecular function: protein binding; chromatin binding. The record is from RefSeq and is a predicted model, not a curated record. Gene Ontology annotation, biological process: chromatin remodeling.
UGCUACUCUUAGAGUGUUACCUUCUCCCAGUAUCUGUACUUGGCCCUCAGACACUAUGAGGAGACUGGCUUUUCGAGGUGCUGGUUGUACUCUGAAGAAGUUGGAUUCCAUGGGUUCCAAGAGGCGAAGAGCUACCUCGCCUUCCAGCAGCAUCAGCGGAGGAGACUUUGAUGAUGGCCAUCACUCCACGAAUAUACCAGGCCCAAGCAGAAAGAGGAGGAGACUUUCCAAUCUCCCAACUGUAGAUCCUAUUGCUGUAUGCCAUGAACUUUACAACACCAUCAGAGAUUACAAAGAUGAACAGGGCAGGCUCCUUUGUGAGCUUUUCAUUAGGGCACCGAAGCGAAGAAAUCAGCCAGAUUAUUAUGAAGUGGUUUCUCAGCCAAUCGAUUUAAUGAAAAUCCAACAAAAGCUAAAGAUGGAGGAGUAUGAUGAUGUGAAUGUGCUGACUGCUGAUUUUCAGCUUCUCUUUAACAACGCGAAGGCAUAUUAUAAGCCUGAUUCUCCUGAAUAUAAAGCUGCCUGCAAAUUAUGGGAGUUGUAUUUGCGCACAAAAAAUGAAUUUGUUCAAAAAGGUGAUGCUGAGGAGGAAGAUGAAGAUGAGGAAGGACAUGACAAUCAAGGCACAAAUUCUGAAUUAUCAUCUCCAGGUUACCUGAAGGAAAUUCUUGAACAGCUUCUUGAAGCUGUAGCUGUUGCCACAAACCCAUCAGGACGCCUAAUAAGUGAACUGUUUCAGAAACUUCCUUCUAAAGUGCAAUAUCCAGAUUAUUAUGCAAUAAUAAAGGAGCCCAUAGAUCUUAAAACUAUUGCCCAAAGGAUACAGAAUGGAACUUAUAAAAGCAUUCAUGCAAUGGCCAAGGAUAUAGAUCUUCUGGCAAAGAAUGCCAAAACCUACAAUGAGCCUGGAUCACAAGUGUUCAAGGAUGCAAAUGCGAUUAAAAAAAUAUUUAAUAUGAAAAAGGCUGAAAUUGAACACAGUGAAUUGGCCAAGUCAAGUCUCCGAAUCAGGACUCCAUCAAAUUUGACUGCUUCCAAGCUGACAGGUCCUUCCUCACAGGGUAAAGGCAGUGUUGGUGAUGAGAGAAAUUCUUCUAACAAAUAUUAUCGUAACAAAAGAUCAGCCCAAGGGGAUCGUUUAUCAGCAAUAACCAUGGCAUUGCAAUAUGGAUCAGAAAGUGAUGAGGAUGCAGCUUUGGCUGCUGCUGCUCGUUAUGAAGAAGGAGAAUCCGAAGCAGAGAGCAUUACUUCCUUCAUGGACACUUCUAAUCCUCUUUAUCAGCUUUAUGACACAGUUAGAAGUUGCCGAAAUAAUCAGGGCCAGCUCAUAUCUGAACCCUUUUUCCACUUGCCCUCCAAGAAAAAGUAUCCUGAUUAUUAUCAGCAAAUUAAAGCACCUAUUUCAUUGCAGCAGAUCAGAACCAAACUGAAGAACCAUGAAUAUGAAACUUUAGAUCAGUUGGAGGCUGAUCUGAACUUGAUGUUUGAAAAUGCCAAGCGCUACAACGUUCCCAAUUCUGCCAUCUAUAAAAGAGUACUGAAAAUGCAGCAGGUUAUGCAGGCAAAGAAGAAGGAGCUUGCUAGGAGAGACGACAUUGAGGAUGGGGACAGUAUGAUUUCUUCUGCUACAUCUGAUACUGGAAGCUCAAAAAGGAAAAGUAAAAAGAAUAUACGAAAACAACGAAUGAAGAUCUUAUACAAUGCAGUUCUGGAAGCUCGAGAACCGGGCACAGGCAGACGGCUCUGUGAUCUGUUUAUGGUUAAGCCAUCCAAAAAGGACUAUCCAGACUAUUACAAGAUUAUCUUGGAGCCAAUGGACUUGAAAAUGAUAGAACACAACAUCCGCAAUGAUAAGUACGCAGGGGAAGAAGCCAUGAUUGAAGACAUGAAGCUCAUGUUCCGAAAUGCAAGGCAUUAUAACGAGGAAGGCUCCCAGGUAUACAAUGAUGCUCAUAUGCUGGAAAAGAUCCUUAAAGAAAAAAGGAAAGAACUGGGACCCCUAGCUGAAGAUGAUGAUGUUGCAUCCCCUAAACUAAAGCUAAGUAGAAAAAGUGGCAUUUCUCCUAAAAAAUCAAAAUACAUGACUCCAAUGCAACAGAAAUUGAAUGAGGUGUAUGAAGCAGUUAAGAAUUACACGGAUAAACGAGGCAGGCGACUGAGCGCCAUCUUCUUGCGGCUGCCAUCUCGGUCUGAACUUCCUGACUAUUAUGUAACCAUUAAAAAGCCCGUUGACAUGGAAAAGAUCAGAAGUCAUAUGAUGGCAAAUAAAUACCAGGAUAUUGAUUCCAUGGUAGAGGACUUUGUAAUGAUGUUCAAUAACGCUUGCACAUACAACGAGCCAGAAUCUUUGAUUUAUAAAGAUGCUCUGGUCCUGCAUAAAGUUUUGCUUGAAACUCGGAGAGAAAUAGAAGGAGAUGAGGAUUCUCAUGUGCCCAAUGUCACUUUGCUAAUUCAGGAACUUAUCCAUAACCUUUUUGUAUCUGUUAUGAGCCACCAGGACGAUGAGGGCAGAUGCUACAGCGACUCCUUAGCUGAGAUUCCUGCUGUUGAUCCCAACUUCCCAAAUAAACCUCCUCUGACUUUUGAUAUUAUCCGAAAAAAUGUUGAAAAUAAUCGCUAUAGAAGAUUGGACUUGUUCCAGGAGAAUAUGUUUGAGGUACUGGAGAGGGCAAGGAGAAUGAACAGGACUGAUUCGGAGAUUUAUGAGGAUGCGGUUGAACUUCAGCAGUUCUUUAUUAAAAUUCGAGAUGAACUUUGUAAGAACGGAGAGAUUCUUCUGUCACCCGCUCUCAGCUAUACCACCAAGCAUCUUCACAACGAUGUAGAAAAGGAAAAGAAGGAAAAGCUGCCCAAAGAAAUAGAGGAGGAUAAGCUCAAAAGAGAGGAGGAGAAGAGAGAAGCUGAAAAGAGUGAAGAUUCUUCUGGAUCAGCUGGGCUGUCAAGCUUGCAUCGGACCUACAGCCAGGAUUGCAGCUUCAAGAACAGCAUGUACCAUGUAGGAGAUUAUGUGUAUGUGGAACCUGCUGAAGCCAACUUGCAGCCUCACAUUGUCUGUAUUGAGAGGCUGUGGGAAGAUUCAGCUGGCGAGAAGUGGCUCUACGGCUGUUGGUUUUAUCGACCAAAUGAAACGUUUCAUCUUGCAACACGAAAAUUCUUGGAGAAGGAAGUUUUUAAGAGUGACUAUUACAAUAAAGUUCCUGUUAGCAAAAUUUUAGGCAAAUGUGUGGUCAUGUUUGUUAAGGAAUAUUUUAAAUUGUGUCCUGAAAACUUCAGAGAUGAGGAUGUCUAUGUCUGUGAGUCACGUUAUUCUGCGAAGACAAAAUCUUUUAAAAAGAUUAAACUGUGGACUAUGCCUGUAAGCUCUGUAAGAUUUGUCCCACGAGAUGUACCCCUGCCUGUGGUCCGUGUUGCUUCUGUAUUUGCUAAUACAGACAAAGUAGAUGAAGAGAAACACGCUGAAACAUUGGAGGACAGUAAGGUGGGAGAAAGUAUGCUUCAUCUUGAAAAGGACAAAGAAGAUGUUCCGGUAGAAAUGUCCAAUGGAGAACCUGGUUGCCAUUACUUUGAACAGCUCUGCUACAAUGAUAUGUGGCUUAAGGUUGGGGACUGUGUCUUCAUAAAAUCACAUGGGUUAGUGCGACCUCGGGUAGGAAGAAUUGAAAAGAUGUGGGUGCGAGAUGGAGCUGCAUAUUUCUUUGGUCCAAUCUUUAUACAUCCUGAAGAAACUGAACAUGAACCAACUAAAAUGUUCUACAAGAAGGAAGUGUUUUUGAGUAACUUGGAGGAGACCUGUCCGAUGACUUGCAUUUUGGGAAAGUGUGCAGUUCUGUCGUUCAAAGACUUCCUCUCCUGCAGACCAACAGAAAUCUCUGAAAAUGAUGUUUUUCUUUGUGAGAGCCGCUACAAUGAAAGUGACAAACAAAUGAAGAAAUUUAAAGGGCUGAAGAGGUUUUCACUCUCUGCAAAAGUUGUAGAUGACGAAAUAUACUAUUUUAGAAAACCCAUAGUUCCUCAGAAGGAACCAUCUCCGCUACUGGAAAAGAAGAUUCAGCAGCUAGAAGCAAAAUUUGCUGAGUUGGAAGGAGGCGACGAGGACAUGGAAGAGAUGGGAGAAGAGGAAGGUGAUAUGACUGAAACACCUUCUAUGCCUCAGCUUCAGACCCCACUCGCUAGUGAAUUGGAUAUAAUGCCUUAUACUCCACCACAGUCCACUCCCAAGUCUGUUAAGGGCAGCACCAAGAAGGAGGGAUCAAAGAGGAAGAUCAACAUGAGUGGGUACAUCUUAUUUAGCAGCGAGAUGAGAGCUGUGAUUAAAGCUCAGCACCCAGACUACUCCUUUGGAGAGCUCAGCAGGCUUGUAGGAACUGAAUGGAGAAACUUGGAAGCAACAAAGAAAGCAGAAUAUGAAGGCAUGAUAAGUGGCUAUCCACCGGUGCUGCCACCUUUGCAGGGCCCAGUUGAUGGCAUUGUUAGCAUGGGCAGCAUGCAGCCACUUCACCCAGGGGUGCCCCCACCCCACCAACUUCCGCCAGGUAUGCCAGGCAUCCCAGGCAUCCCACCACCCGGUGUUAUAGGCCAAAAUGUGUCCCCCAUGGUAGGCACUCCAGCACCCGGAGCAAGUCCUUUUGGACAGCAGAUAGGAAUCCUUGGCCCGCCGGGACAGCAGGCACCCCCUCCGUAUCCCGGCCAGAGCCCAGCAAGUCAGCCGGUUAUGCAGCAGCCCACAACUCCCAUGUUCGUCUCCCCUCCACCAAAGACACAGAGGCUUCUUCAUUCUGAAGCCUAUCUGAAAUAUAUUGAGGGGCUUAGUGCUGAAUCAAAUAGUAUUAGCAAGUGGGACCAGACCCUCGCAGCACGAAGACGAGAUGUCCACUUAUCAAAAGAACAAGAGAGCCGACUCCCUUCACACUGGUUGAAAAGUAAAGGGGCUCAUACCACAAUGGCCGAUGCGUUAUGGCGUCUGCGAGACUUGAUGCUACGAGACACCCUUAAUAUCCGUCAGGCAUACAACAUAGAAAAUGUUUAGUUGCAUAAUUGCUUCUUUCUUUGAUGCCGGCAUAUGAGGAGUUUUGUGGAACAAUAGCUGUUUUAGUUACUGGGUGGGGAGAGAUAACCAACAAUAAUUUGUAUUGCAUUUUACUGUACAUUGCAAGACCAUUUUUAUAUAAGGACACUUUUAAUAAGCAUAUUUCACUUUUUGUUAUAUUAAGUUGACUUUAUCAAAUACACGGAUUUUUUGCAUAUGUUUCCUUUGUUUGAAAGGCGAUUUCAUAAUUGGUUAAGUGUAGUCAAGGAUUCAUCUUUCUUAUACUUUACUGCUGAGAAUAUGAUGCCAUUGUUUUUAUAUAAAAGAAGAAAAAAGAAAACAAAGUAUUUACAGAUCGAUACAGUGGAAUGUGAAAUUAGUCAUAGUUUACAUCUUAGAAGGAUGUGUGUACAUGUGCUUGUGUGUGCUAGCCACUUCCAGCAGAAAUCUCACUUGGAUGUGAACAGGGAGGAUCUCUUAAAAGAAGCUAAAGGUAAGAUGUGCAUUGACGCUAGGGAAAAAUGACAUUUCAAGUCCACACCGAGGCAGCUGAGUGGGCAACAGCAAUCAUGGAAGUGCUGGUGUGGACGGGACAAGGGUGUCUUGACCGCUAAUGUUGUCCAAUCCUGUCCAGUUAUUUAGUUGUGUAGCCAAGGCCAUUGUGAUCCUAAAUCGGUAACAAAAUACAUGUGCUGGCAUGCCCUUAGAAGGUGAAAUGUUCCAUCUCCCAUGACCUGCUUUGGGGGUUCUGUGAUGUCCCUAACACCGAGCAGUGGGAAGGGGAAGCUUCCUCCCUAAGCAAUUCUGUCUGCACGUGGGAGAGGCAUGCAGAACUUCGAACCAGUUCAGGUCUUGGAAGGUAAGUUAGAGGAGAAGAAAAGUUGAGUUGUUUUGUUAGUGAAGUAACGUGAUGUUUUUAAAUUCACACAUAUUCUGUUAAUGAUUGGGCAUUGUAAGACAUUUUUGUAUGCUUUCUUUAAGUGUAUUGAUUCAGCUUAAUGAAAGUUUUGCAAUGCAAAAUUUGAGAGAAAUUUGACACUUAAAUUAACUUUAAAGUAAAAUACUACUGUAUGGUAUGUGUAAGUUCAGCAUACCGAGUACGUUGGAGAAAUAGAGUAUGUGCAUUGCAGCCUUCAGAGGGUUUGGGGUUUGUGGGAGGUUUUUUUUGUUUUGUUUUGGGGGUUGGGUUUUUUGGGUUUUUUUUUUUGUUUGGUUUGGUUUUGUGCUAAGUAAGGUAGGUAUUGACUCUUCUUGCCAAAUUUCAAGGUUGUGGCUGCCUUCUGCUAAAGACUUACCUGUCCUCGUAACUAACCAG